Molecule: messenger RNA, 1272 nt
Organism: Blepharisma stoltei
Lineage: Eukaryota; Ciliophora; Heterotrichea; Heterotrichida; Blepharismidae
Source: the annotation of a GenBank genome assembly
AUGAAACCAACUAGACCUCUCUCAGAAUCUUAUUUCUUAUUAUACUAUAGUGAAGAUUGCUGUAAUUCUAAUUGAAUAUCUUUACCAGUAACACUUCCCCGCCUGCUCAGCAGCUUGCGUUUCACGACAUCGCAAAGGUUGCUUCUGCUGGAAGAGGGCCUGCACUCACUACCCUAUACUUGGGUGAGUCGCGUCAACGUGCUGUAUGUCACACAAUGGAAAAUUCAAAAUGGUUGAAUUUUCUAGUAGACUCUUAGCUAAAAGAGGAAAUCCUAAGCCCAGGGCGUAACUCCUGAUUUCACAAAAGAGAAUAGUCCCGAUUGGCUAGGAUAAACACCAUUUUUCUGCUGGGAGACUCUUUUCCAGCUCUCAAGCCAUUUUCCUCUGAGACAAAAACCUUGAUUCGGAGUAAAGUUUGCUGCCGGCUAACCCAACAUUGGCCUCACCAAACUAGAAAAAUCCUGCAGAUACACAUUCCUGAACGCCAUCUCCCUUCCACAAGGUCCCUGCACACCCUGCAGGAUACCAGCUACAGAAGCUAAGAGGGGGCUGGCUCACCACACCAUUUUAAUGUAUACUCUCUCAGAAUCAAAACGUGCAAAAUCACACAAUAACUCCCUCCUUUGUACAAGUCCUAAAGGUCACACAUUAACAAACCAAUUUUCUUCUAAUGACUCCACAUCUCAUUUAGAAAACUAUACAACUCAAAAAGAGACAGCCAAACAAAUCAAAUUAAAUUUCGACGAAAUACCCCAAAGAAGGAAAAAAAGCAAACACAUGACUUUAAUACUUAACGACCUAAUUGAAAAAGAAUGAAAAAACAUGCCAAUCAAAAGAGUUGAGUCUCCUAAAAAAGAAACUAAUAAUCGCCAUCAUAGAAACAAAACUGAUAUAUUAAGUCCCCUCGCACAAAUUAAUCAAAGGCUUAGGCCAACUUCUCAAUAUUUUUCUGUUAGAAAACUAAGAUCAACAACACUAUUAAGAAGCUCGAAAUCUCCUAAAGGUACUAUGAAGUUUGAAAUAAAUCAAAAUUCCCCUUUAGCUCGAGGAUCUCCUAUCAAAUUUCCUCAAGGAAAAGCAAAGAAUCAAGACGACGCAAUUCAGCUGGGAACCGAAAACAUCCUAUCAAAACUGUACGAGCAAAGCAUAAGGCUACAAAAAUACUUACGCCAAAAAGAUACCCCACAUAUAUUAGAACGAAAACUUAAAAAAUUAAAUGAUCUGAUUCACAAAGAAAAUAGCAAAUUAGCGAAUUCGUAUUUUUCACUAUAA